ACCAAUCACGAAGCUCUUAGGCCCUUUGGCCCAAUGGGAGCGAGCGGUGCGAGACAAUAGGCGGGUUACUUUUUUUUUUGCCGCGAAAACGUCUGGCGUUCUCUUCGCGCCGAGGGGGCGGAAGUUUGUUUUUCCCGGGAAUCGAGUUUGUGGCUGGAGAAGCAGGUGGGUGCCUUCGGGGUUUGCCAGCCCGGGAGGGGGGAGGGGGAAGCGGCUCUCGACUGCUUGUUUGGGUGGGGGGCAAGUAAGUAGCUUUUACCACUGGGAUGUCGGGUGCAAGGCCGGGGAAGUGGCCCCUCGCUCCCUAACCGCAUUGUCUCCAUAUCCGGGACCUCUUGUCCUAUUGAUGGCCUGGUAAUGUCAGAAUCUGACAUUUUGAAAGAACAUGCAAAAAAGGAAAAGUGCAACUGACUGUUGCACCUUGGCUUUGUACAUGCUCAGAUGCAUUUUUUAUCCUUAUGGGCACUCUCCUGUGGUUUGGAUUAGGUCAGGGGUCAGCAAACUUUUUCAGCAGGGGGCCGGUCCACUGUCCCUCUUGUGGGGGGCCGGACUAUAUAUUGAAAAAAAAUAUGAACGAAUUCCUAUGCCCCACAAAUAACCCAGAGAUGCAUUUUAAAUAAAAGGGCACAUUCUACUCAUGUAAAAACACGCUGAUUCCCGGACUGUCCACAGACCGGAUUUAGAAGGUGAUUGGGCCGGAUCUGCCCCCUGGGCCUUAGUUUGCCUACCCAUGGAUUAGGUCUUAGAUGCCAACCAGUACCUGGUCUCUUUUCCCUUUUGUUCCUUUACAGAGCCUUCGUUUUCUGUUACAGGGAAUCGUCAUGUCUGGUUUUGAUGACCCUGGCAUCUUCUACAGUGACAGCUUCGGUGGGGACCCAGUAGCUGAUGAGGGGCAAGUCCGAAAGUCCCAGCUGCAGAAACGUUUCAAAGAGUUUUUAAGACAGUAUCGGGUUGGAACAGACCGGACUGGCUUCACCUUCAAAUACAGGUGCUUUCUUCCAUUUUUUUGUACCCCUUUAACUUGAAGGCUAAAAUGCUGCACAGUAUCUACUUAUCUCGGAGUAAACCCCCCUUUGAACUUAGUAGGACUUAACUCCUGAGCAGAUAAGUGUAGCAUUGUGCUUUUAAUGUAUUGUGCUUUGAAUAUAUUACUGGUUUGGACUUGUAUGGCUCUGUUUACUGUAUUUAUAGGCUGUCCUGUAGCAAAGUUCUCCGGGUCUUAUGGCACCUUAAUGACUAACAAAAAUUAGGGUGGCACAAGCCAUCUGACAAAUUGUUGCAAGACUCUUGGAUUGUUUUCACUGCAAGAGGCUAACAUGGCUACUACCCCUUUGCAAAGUUCUCAAGGCAGCUACCAAUCAGGGGGGAAAAUAAGAUUAAAUAACAAAAACAAAGGAGCAUGAACGCAGUAGAAUAUUAGUGGGUACUAGGGUGUGAGCUUGUCACUUUUAAGUCCUGCCAAACUAAACUUGUUUUCUCUCCCCCCCCCCCCCAAUCUCAAGAGAUGAGCUUAAGCGGCAUUACAACCUGGGGGAGUACUGGAUUGAGGUGGAGAUGGAGGACUUGGCAAGCUUUGAUGAGGACCUGGCAGACUACCUGUUCAAGCAGCCUGCUGAGCACCUGCAGCUGGUAUGUAUGGGGCAAGGGUAAGAAGAGCUGGGAGACAGAAAUAGUGGGUUGCAGUCAGAUGAACAUGGACAGCAUUGAUUUAUUAUUAGUUAUUACAUAUUGUAUCCCACCUUUCCUCCAAAGAGACCAAGGUGGCAUGCCUUAUUCUCCCCUGCCCUUCUCCAUAUUAUCCUCACAACAACCCUGUGAGGUUGGUUAGGCUGAGAGUUGAGUACUGGCCUGAGGUCACCCAGUGAGUCUCAUGGCCAGGUAGGGAUUUGAACCCUGGUCCUCAGGUCCUGGUCUAACCACUACACCAUGCUGGCUCUCCCCAAGGGGGACCUGAAACAAAAUAUUGCUGGCCAGUUAUGCCCUACUGUGUUCCAUUCCCCCCCCCCCUUUCUUUUUGCUCAUUCAACCAUCACUUAGCAUGCUCAGUUCUUCUUUGGUAGUCUUGGGCUUUUUGCCCCUGCCCAAUGUACUUCUGCUUAGCAUGCUGAUACCUCCCUCAUAUUUCUUAGCAGCUUCAUUUCUUUUGACACUUUACCACCUGAGCUUGCUAACAAAGGGAGUGAUAGCCAUUGGCUUCUGAUGUUCUGAGCAGCACCGUUCUUUUUCUCAGCUAGAGGAAGCGGCAAAGGAGGUGGCUGAUGAAAUAACACGCCCUCGUCCAACGGGAGAGGAGACUCUUCAAGACAUUCAAGUCAUGCUGAGGUCAGAUGCCAAUCCAGCCAAUAUCCGCAGUCUCAAGGUGAGCUGGGUGGAUUCACUACGAUAGACUGAAGAGGAGAAGCUACAGUAGAGCAUUUAAAUGUGGAGAAACCCUUUGGAAAAAACACAUGGUCUUGCUCGAUGCCUCAUAGCCAGUCAAUAAAAGUGGGUGACAAGCAUUAGUUUUGCAAAGCCAAAACCAGUGUGGAUCCCCUCUGCAUCCAUAAGCCUUACUACCAAGGAAAUGGUAGUAACCACCUCUUAUUUGCUUGACCCAGGAAGUUUGAUGGUUCCCUCUCUCUGUGUGGGCAGGGAGACAACAAUCCCUAAGUUCACACAGGAAGCUGCCCCUGGAAAUUUUCAUGCCUAUGUCCAAAUCUUCCAUAAUUCUCAGCUUUGAAAAUAAAAUCUUUUAAAAACCAUAUUCUGUAGUUGAGUACAUUAGGCAUGUUGUGUACGUAGAUUAAAUGUUUUGAUUUGCAUUCUUGGCUUUAUUUCCCCAUUUCCCUACCUGCAUUUAGAAACGGGAACACUUCGAGUUUUUAAAAACUGAUUGUGUUAGGUACAGGGGAAGAGAAAUUGGGAUUUGUGGAUUUAUUGCAUUUGGCUCUGAACACUUUGGAGUGCAAUUUGCAGCUGUUUCCUUUGGAGCUCGUUCACAGCUGUGUUUCCCUCCUGCUUGCUUUGCAGUCGGAGCAGAUGUCUCAUCUGGUGAAGAUCCCAGGAAUCAUCAUUGCUGCAACUGCUGUGAGAGCCAAAGCCACCAGGAUCACCAUCCAGUGUCGCACAUGCCGAAACAUCAUCCCCAACAUUGCCUUGCGCCCUGGCCUGGAAGGAUACGCUCUUCCUCGGAAAUGCAGCACGUAAGACUGAAAGUCCCUUUCCCAGUGUAUCUCUUCUCUUGUUCGUCUGCCCCAUCUCACGGGCUAAAUCCUCCUGCAGUGCAACCCUGUACACGCCCAGCCAAAUUGCAUUAUUUAGAGCUUGGUCUCAGGACACUGGAAUUUAGUGGACCUUACUGCCAAGAAGCCAGGUAUGAGUUUUUGCAGUCUUACAGGGCAAUCUAAACUUUGCACUACCAAGGCUCUGCAGAGGCACAACCAGGCCACCCACAGCAGAUGAAAGGUGGAGGGGACCAGGCAGAUCAGCUGUGAGAGCAGCUCAGGAUCUAGUGCAUUUCAGUCUGGCUCAGCCCCAGAGUGCCCCACUUUAGGGGUUUGCUGGUCGGGAUACUGUUAGGCAUCGGGCUGAGCCAGGAGAUGCAAGCAAAGGGUUGCCUUCACUCAAUACAUGCAUGCCACAGGGGAGGGUUGGAUUGCAGCCCCUGUCAUUUGUUUUAUGGCAGAGUAUUGUGUUUGUUUGCUCAGACGUUAAUCACAUUAAGUUAAAUGGAUCUUGGUUUGGGUAGGUAGCCGUGUUGGUCUGACGCAGUCGAUAUAAAUAAAAUAAUGUCCAGUAGCAUCUUAAAGACCAACUAAGUUUGUUCUGGGUGUAAGCUUUCAUGUGUACAUGAAAGCUUAUACCCAGAGCAAACUUAAUUGGUCUCUUAAGGUGCUACUGGACAUUUUUUAAUUAUUAUUUUAAAUGGAUCUUGUUCUCAAGAAGGCAGCCAUAAGACUGCAACCUUAAGUUUUGCUUAAGGUUACCUGCCCUCCUCCUAAGAUUUUUGAUACCGCCUUCAAGGGAAAUGCAAUUGUCCCGUGUUCUCAGAAAGGACCUAAGAAUUAAACAGAACCAACAUGGUGAUCAGCAGCUUUUAAUUAAGAGCAAUUGGCUCACUUGGAGGCUGUGGGCGACUUUGGGGCAGAAGUCCAGGGCCUCCAGAUGAAGAAUGGAGGUCCAGAGAAGUCCGGGGCCUCCAUUACCUUAAAUUUUGAAGCUGAUGGGAAGAUGCACAGCACCCACCCACAUCAGUUGGUAAUAUCAGGCAGCUGAGCCCAGAGCCUAAUACUAACCUAAUUGUACCACCACAGAAGAGCAAGUAGUGCGUUGGGUCAAUCAAUUCCUUUUUACUCAGGUGUGGGGAACCUUUGGCCCUCCAGAGACUGCUGAAAUGCAAUUCCUAUAAACUUUCAACAAGCACGACUGGUGGCCAGAGGUGAUGGGGGUUCUGGUUCAGCAACAUCUGCAAAGGUUCCCCAUACCUGCUUUAGCUGACUUACAGACUUUGGUUUACUUUUACUUUUCUCCCAGCAGUGCACAGGUAAAACAAUCCUAUAUCUGUAGUAUGUCCUCUGAAGGCUUUCCCUUAACACUUUUGUGAGUGGGGGUCAGGUGAAUAUAUGGUCCCCACAUGAAGCUGAGGUCUGUGGGUUCAGCAACCUUCCUUGGGCACAGGAGGUAAUCUUGGGGCAAGUUUGGUGUCUCUUGGUUCUAUUAAUCUGCAAAACAGGGAUUUUCAUGACGUGCCAGACUACGUGUCUUGGAAGAUGACUUAGACAAAGAUGAUAAAAGCACACCACUCCUUCUAAUGGAAUCAGCAAAGGAAGAAUGGAUACAUAAACUUAUGGAAUAUGCAGAAAUGGCAAAACUCACUGGAAGAAUAAGAAAUCAAGACAAUUAUUGAAUAUUUACAGAUGAAUUUCGAACAGAUAAAAACAUUGGCAGGAUUGUUGUAAUAACCUGCAGUUUAUAUUUAAAGUAGAUAAUCAAAUGAGCAAAUUAAAUGAAUUUGGACAUGCAGAAGAUAUUUAAAAAAUUAAGGAACCACAGAAAGAGGGGAAAGGAAGUCAAACUUUGAAAUGUUAAAAUGAUUGUAGAAUUAAUAAAAUGUAUAAAUUUGAAAAGUAUAAAUAAAAACUCUAAUGUACAAUCUGCUCCCAUCUUCCCUGCACCCAUUUCCCCCCCCCCUUCCCUCCUCCCCUGUUCAGGGAACAGACAGGCCUAACAAAGUGCCCUUUGGACCCAUACUUCAUUGUUCCAGACAAGUGCAAAUGUGUGGAUUUCCAGACCCUGAAGCUCCAGGAGUCGCCAGAUGCUGUCCCCCAUGGGGAGAUGCCCAGGCACAUGCAGCUCUACUGCGACAGGUGACAACUUCCAUCAGCUGAUUUGGACAGGGAACUUUGUUGUUAGAAAGAGGGGUUUAUUUCUCGGUGGUGGAACAAACACUUUGAAAUCAAGAGUUCUCAGGUUCAACCCCCCAGGCACCUCCAGGUAAAAAGUUCAGAUAGCAGGUGAUGGGGAAAGAGCCCUAUCUGAAAGACUGGAGAGCUGAUGGCAAUCAGUGUAGGCCAGGGAUGGCUAAGCUCUGGCCAUCCAGAUGUUGGACUACGACUCCCAUCAACCCCGACUGUUUCCCAUGCUGGCUGGGACUGAUGAGAGUUUAUAUCGAAAGCUGAGCCAGUCAUUUUUCUGAUAAUUCUGCAUUGUUUUAUGGUAUAUGAUGCUUUUGGGUUUUUUUUGUAAAUUUUGCUGUGUAUUACCCUGGGAUGGUCUAUAAAUACUUCUAGAAAUAUUAAAUAAACAGUAUCUAGUGGGGUGGCAGGUUCCUAAUUCCUGGUAUAGGCAGUAAUCUAGGUCAGGCGUAGGCAAACUCUGACCCUCCAGAUGUUUGGGACUACAGCUCCCAUCAUCCCUAGCUAACAGGACCAGUGGUCAGGAAUGAUGGGAAUUGUAGUCCCAAACAUCUGGAGGGCCAGAGUUCACCCGUGGCUGAUCUAGGUGGACCAAAUUAUCUGAUGCUGAUGUAAGACAGCUGCCUAUGCUGAACCUAUCAUAAGAAUGUUUACAUCGAACAUUUGAGUCGGUUGCAGUGUCCUCUGGCUCUACAAAAUUGGAUAAAAGAAGGUACCAGUGCUUUGACACCUUCUGUGUACUUUUGGGGUAUGGGUUGUUAGAUAAUGGUGGUUCCUGAAGACAUGAGAAUGUAAGUGGGCCACAGGAAUGGCCCUGUUGAUACUUAUUUAAAACUGCAAUCCUACGCACACUUCUCUGGGAGUAAGUUCCAAUGAACUCGCUGGGUCUUACUUCUGAGUAGGCAUGAAAUAAGACUGCACUAUAAAGCUAUUUAGCAAAUUUGGAAGGAACCCAAAGACUUAUUUUCUAGUCCAAUUCCCAGCUGGUACACUGGGUCAACCACCCACCAGCUGAAUGAUGCAGGAACACAACGAUUGCCAUCUUUCUUAGGUGCAUGUGUUGAAAACAGAGCAUUCUUGGCUUGUUGUUAACCACUGUGAGCAUUCUAAAGAUAAAGAUGUACAAUGGAAAGGCAACAUAAAAAUACCUGGUAGUAAAUAAAAUGACAAAAUUUUGUCUCCCGGGCCAACUCUGCAAUAUUUGAGGCAUGCGUACUUGGGAAGCUUUUUGUCAUUCAAGAGGAAACAAAAGGCAAUCUUGUACAGUGGUACCUUGGGUUACAUAUGCUUCAGGUUACAUAGACUUGAGGUUACAGACUCCACUAACCCAGAAAUAGUACCUCGGGUUAAGAACUUUGCUUCAGGAUGAGAACAGAAAUUGUGCUCCGGCGGUGCAGCAGCAGGAGGCCCCAUUAGCUAAAGUGGUGCUUCAGGUUAAGAACAGUUUCAGGUUAAGAACGGACCUCCGGAACGAAUUAAUUACUUAACCCGAGGAACCACUGUAGUUCCACUUUUCUUUCCCUCCUUGCUUAUGCUAAUUGUUUUUCCAGGUAUUUAUGUGACAAGGUUGUCCCUGGGAACAGAGUGACCAUCAUGGGCAUCUACUCAAUCAAGAAGUCUGGCCUCACGAAGAACAAGGGCCGGGACAAUGUUGGCGUGGGCAUACGAAGCUCUUACAUCCGUGUGGUGGGAAUCCAAGUGGACACUGAAGGCUCGGGUAAAGCUGCUUUUUGAGAACUCUGCUCCUUUGUUUCUGGUUCUUAAUACUGUCCUGCCUCUUUUGUAUUCUUGUGAACUUGAACCACCUGCUCAGGAAUGCUUUGAUUUGAAGAGCAGUCGUUUGGUGUUGUGGCUGAGAGGCAACAUAACCUCACGUUAACCCCAGGCAAUUCCUGCCUCACUACUCAAACUUUGGCCCACUGUGCUAAUUUCUUAAUAUGGCACAUAGAGGUGCUAUCAAUUUGAUUUGUAAAUUCACUAUCUGUGGGUAUUGAAUGCAAAUAACUUGAUAGAAUAAACAGGAGCAGACAUGUAUAUGCCUAAUCGAACACAUCCAUCUGUGGAACUGACACUUUUAAAAGUGCCACAUCAUGUUCAUUCUGCCCUUGUAAGGAAUCUGGCUUUUAGUGUGGCAACUCAUGCACUUCUGGAACUCCCUGCCGAUUGACAUUAAGUAGGUAUCUUUGCAGUUCUCAUUCUGGAUCCUGCUAAAAUCUUUUUUUGACUAGGCAAGCCUAAUCAAAUGUGAAGUUACCAUGUAUUUUAAUCUACCUUUUGCUUGCAAUGUAUACAUUUAACUGUGGAUUUUAUUUAUAUUUUGACUUUUUAAAAAAAAACCCCACUUCAUUUUAGUCUUUGACUUCCAUUGAUGUUUUUAAUGUGUAUUUUAUAUACUUUGUGAACCACUUAGAGGUUUUAUUUACAACUAAGCCGUAUACAAAUGUUGUUAAAUAAAUAAACCUUCUCCACCCGUAUUCUUCUGGGGAUGUGUCCUCUCCUUUGUGAAAUAGGGAUGAAGUUCUUCUAAGUGUACAGAAAGAAAUGGUAAUGUUUGGGAUGGGGAAAAUAUAAAAAAUGGGGGCUACUGUGACAUUGCAGUGAAUGGUUAAAAUAAUUAAAAUUGAGUGUCUUGAGUGUUUCUGUAUUCUCUCCUCUAGGACGUAGUGUCAGUAGUUCUGUGACUCCUCAGGAAGAAGAGGACUUUCGACGACUCACUUCCAUGCCCAAUAUUUACGAGACGAUUGCCAAGAGUAUUGCUCCCUCCAUCUAUGGAAGCAGUGAUAUCAAGAAGGCUAUUGCCUGCAUGCUCUUUGGAGGCUCUCGGAAGAGGUAUUGGCAAUUGGCAUGAAGGAAGAACAGAACGGGAACACAAAAGAAAGUGUCCUUUCAUUUUCCCCCUCCUUCCAUGUUGAAGGAGAGCAGCCCAUUUAACAGUUGCAUUUGUGUCCAGUGUGUGUCAUGGCUAUUCCUGUCGAGUAGAGUCGAGACAUACCAGAAGUAUAUUAAAAUGAAAUAAAGGCCAUGCUGGCCACAUGCCUUCUUCACUGAGGAUAUCUCUAGUUGACCUGGGCAGUUCCAGGCUCACUUCUCAAAACUUCCACUCGCUAACUUGGGACAUAAUGCAUUAACAAGCCAAUCAAAUGAUAGCAUGAGCAUCUGUGGCUAAUUUAAUGCCAAUAAGGUGGAAUGGAAGAAGCUGCCACUCUUUUCCAAUGGCCUUGAAGCUCUUGGCAGGCUGGUUUGAAAUACAUCAACUCUGUUCCUAAUAGCAAACUCGGGUGGUGAAUGCUGACAGGUGGAACCAAAAUGGGGCUACUAAGAAAUGAGCUCACCUUCUCUCCUCCUCUCUCUGGCUUUACUCUACAGGCUUCCAGAUGGGUUGACCCGCAGAGGAGAUAUUAAUCUGCUCAUGUUGGGAGACCCAGGCACAGCCAAGUCCCAGCUGCUGAAGUUUGUAGAAAGAUGUUCACCCAUUGGGGUAAGUGUCCUGCAUAUUGCCUCUUUGGGAUUAAAAAUAGAAAAAUCUGUACUGCUUUAUUGCACCAAAAAGAAAUAGCCAUACAAUGCAUCAGAACUACCCAACUGAAUUCACAAGAAUAUAACCUAUGGAUAUAUAAAAAAUGCAUUCAAACUGAUCUUUGAUGGGCAUGGAUUACUGCUGUCAGUCAUCUCUGCUCUAUGGUCCUCAUUUGAAUUGUUGCAAUACACUCUAUGCAGGCUGCCCUUGAAAACAGAAGCUAUAGCAAGUACAGAAUAUGGCUGCCAGGUUUAUUAACUGGGGAAGUUAUAUGGGAUCAUGGACCACCUAUCUUAAUAGUUAAACACCAGCUUCCUGUAUGCUACUGGGCUUGAUUAUCUGCAGAAGAGCCUUCUUGACCUCAUAAUAGACAAUUCAGAAAUUUCAUUGGCAGUGGGGGCUUUCCCUGCAGUUCCUGCCAGGAUUCAGAGUGGGGUGUAUAUAGAAGGCCCAUCUCCAUGAUAGGGCCUUGACUCAGGAUUAUCUCCCCCUUUGAGAGGUAUCUGUUUCCCACAUUAUUGGGUUGCACCAGGUUUUCCAUAAACUGACUGGGCUGCAGAGUGUAUGCAUCUGACAUGACAAGUAUUUUCUCUCUCUCUGUUCCUCUUUCAGGUGUACACCUCUGGGAAAGGCAGCAGUGCAGCUGGCCUGACAGCUUCUGUGAUCAGAGACCCAUCUUCACGGAGUUUCUUCAUGGAAGGAGGAGCCAUGGUGCUGGCUGAUGGGGGAGUGGUUUGCAUUGAUGAGUUUGACAAGGUACAAAUGGGAUGCGCCAGCAAAAUUCUGCAUUACCGUAUGUUCAAUGCUUGAAGCAGGUCUCCUAGUACACCAACUUUCUCCAACGUAGAGCCUUCCAGAUGCUGUGGAUCACAUCUCCCAUCAUCUCUGGCCGUUGAACGUGUUGGCUGGGGCUGAUGGGAAUUUUAGUCCAAAGCAACCAACAGCUGGUUAGCUUUGGGGAUGCCACAAAAAGAUGAGGUCAAGACAGUGUAUUAAUAUAUAUUAAGUAAUGCAUAAUAUAAGCAGAUGCUAGGAGGCCAACUGGCCCUAAAAAUACCCCACCCAUUAGGACUGUGGGAUCCUGAGGUAAAAGUUUUUCAAAAUGUUGAUCGUAUGCUUCCUAGAUUCAUUUGUUACAUGAAAGGUUUACAUUCUGAAGUUUCAAAGUCGGUAGUUUGCCUCCAGCCACUGGUUAAUGGAUAAAUAAAAAUAUUGUAGUAUAGGGAGGGGGAGAUGGGAUAGCAUCUUGCAUCAGUUGCCCAUGCCUGAAAGAGCAGGAAAUAGUGUAGAUCAGGCAUGGCCAAACUCAGCCCUCCAGCUGUUUUGGGACUACAACUCCCAUCAUCCCUAGCUAACAGGACCAGUGGUCAGGGAUGAUGAGAAUUGUAGUCCCAAAACAGCUGGAGGGCCAAGUUUGACCAUGCCUGGUGUAGACUGUUUGAUGCUCUCUUCCAUUCCUAUGAGAAACCUGACUCUAUAAUUUUUCUGGAUUCUGUUUCUCCUCUCUCCUCCCACCCUCCCCACCCCCCUUUUUUUGUUUCUAUAGAUGCGUGAGGAUGACAGAGUGGCUAUCCAUGAAGCGAUGGAGCAGCAAACCAUCUCCAUCGCCAAGGUGAGCUCCGUUGCCGAGGCAGCACCAACCGUUUAGGCAUGGUGUCCCACCUGCUUGUUUUAAGUAUCUUCAGCCUGUGAGUCUUACGCUUAAACUUGGAUCUCUUACUGGGCUUUUAAAUGGUAAGGACCCAGUGAAGCGGGGUUAAUUUCUUCCCACUGGCAUGCAAAAGGAAAAAGAGCUGAUGAGUUUCCAAAGUGGCUUCAAGCAUUAACCUUCACCCUAUGGGCCUGGUCUGCAUUCAGCACUUGCACGUGGGUUUACGUGCCCAUUGAUUUUGCAUUAUUUACUGUCACGCUUCAGAUUCCUGCUGAUGUGACUUUUUUUUCCUUUUCGCCUCGGUUUCGCUCACACAGGCCGGUAUCACGACCACCCUCAACUCACGCUGCUCCGUGUUGGCAGCUGCCAACUCCGUCUUUGGUCGCUGGGAUGAAACUAAAGGCGAGGAGAACAUAGACUUCAUGCCCACCAUCCUUUCCCGAUUUGACAUGAUCUUCAUUGUCAAGGAUGAGCACAAUGAGGAAAGAGAUAUGGUAGGUGGGCUGAGUAGCUCUGUGUACAGGGAAGGCACUGUAGGGCUGCCUGCUGGGGAGACCAACUACCUUGUGAUAGCAGAAGGACUGUAUCUUCAGACAUGACCCUGCUUUUCGUGUAUUUGCCAUGGCAGAGCACUUCUGGAGGAUGGAAUAGGCCCUUGACCCCAACAGUGUAUGUUUUCUGAUCGGCUUGCCCGCAUAACAUCCUUGAUAGGAUUUAGCAUUUCCCCAGGCUGGGAAGCUGAAAUCCAAAGGCCAGUCUGAACAAAUCUUGUGCUCCAAGUCCCAUAUCUGCCCCAGAAUGCGGUGCUGCUCGAUGAGGCCACACAACCUCUCAGCCUCUGGCAUGGGAAUAUUGUGCAGUCUGCCUGCACAAGAUGAUUUUAUGUGCAAGGCUGCAGAGCACGCUGUAAACUGAGACUGCUUCCUAAAGGAUAGAUUAUAACUGAGGACUAAGGCAGGGCAGAGCCAUUGUUAGAGCCUAGCCUGCACUUGUUUAAAUGAAUUCUUUGCUAGCCAUAUGUUUCCUGCAUGUUGAAAAGACUCCUGUUUGGUGUGCUUCGUGCUUCCAACCCCUCCUGCUCUGCGCUGUAUCCACAGAUACUGGCCAAGCACGUGAUGUCUCUGCAUGUGAGUGCUCUGACCCAGACCCAAGCUGUGGAGGGGGAGAUUGAGCUGAACAAACUGAAGAAGCUGAUCGCCUACUGCCGAGCGUGAGUCAAUUGAGAAAUUGUAGCACCGUUACUUGGGAAGGAUGGCAAGCGCUUCUAAACAAGCUGUAUGGUGGGCUGAGACCUAGCUAGUUGUAAUGUGCUCCUUUCUUGCUCUUCAUGCCCCCUUUAACCAAAAGCAGCCUGAAUAGUUGUGAAUGUCACAAUGCUAAAAAGCCUUGUCCACCUUAGCUUUUAAAAGCUCAGAGUGAAUUCUUUUGUUGCUCUAAAGCAAAGGGAGGGGUGCCAUUGAACAAAUAUUGAUACCACCACGGUCCCCCAUUCCAUAUACGUACAUAUAUAUAUACACACACACACACGCACAUAUAUAUACACACACACACACACGCACAUAUAUAUAUAUACACACACACACACGCACAUAUAUACACACACACACGCACAUAUAUAUACACACACACAUAUUUUUAUUGGUUUUUUAAUAUAUAAUUUUCAACAAUCAUUUAAAGUAACUUCUUAUCUUAUACAAUAUUUUAGACCUCCGUCAACCACCUCUGAUGAUUUUCCGUUCUUUAUCGCUUAUUCUGCAUUUCUUAAUUUCUCUAUUACUCUUAAUUAUCAUUAACUAAUAAUUCUCUUCAUAGUCUUUCUUGCAAUAUUUCAAAUAUUCCUCCUUACAGAACUUCUUGCAGUCCUACUAGUGUAAUCUGUUCAUUACAAUUGCUUUUCAAAUAGUUCAUAUAUUUACCACUGUCCCCCAUUCCUAACCCUCCCAACAUUUUCACUGUCAUUCCUCAUCACACUGCAUUCUGCUGUCAAGGGCCAUACCCCACAAACCACAAGGCCAAGUCUUCCAGAACUAUGUGAAGGCAUAUUACUCCAGUAUAACCUUUAUAACUUGCCAUUCAAACUUCAGUUCCUGGAAUUUGGGCUUCCGCUUAGCUGUUUUGGGUAGUGCUUCUGAGUUUAAUGGCAGUGCUGAGUCAUUGGAGAUGCUGUGGGGAAAGCUGGAUUAGAUCUCCAAAAAUCUGCUCUCAAAAGUAUAAAGCUGUUUCUGGCUCGGGGUUUUUUUUUUUUUUUUUAAAUGAUAUUUAUUAAGAGUUUUAGAAUUACAGAAAAAACAGAGAAGAAAAAGAAAGAAAGAAAAACAAAAGAAAAACAAACCACAAUCAAACAAUACAAAUUGAUAAAAAUCAAAAUCAAAAAAUAAGAACAAAGCACGUAACACAACACAAUCAAGAGGCAAAAAUAAGCCACAAAAAUUUAAAAACAAAUCCAAUAUUCUCAAAUCCUUAACUGUCAUUACCUUCUUUCUUUGACCUCCUCACUCCUCCCUUUUUUUGUGUCCUAGUUGUUAAUAGUCACAGCAAAUCCUUUCCAUUUUUCAUAAUAUUCUGUCAUUACAUUACCUUAAUCUAUUUUAACCUUAUCUUACUAUAAAAGACCCUAAAACUUAAAACUUAGAUCUUAUUUAUACCAAUUUCUCAUAACAUAUUCUUACAUAAUUCUUUUAACAUUUUUGCUAAAGCCAAAUAAUUUCGUUCCAACAUUUUUCUAACAUUCAUCAAUUUUAUAAAGCAAUCCUAAUAAAAAAAAAUUUCUUCCAAUCUUCAUCCAGCGUCUCUUCCUCCUGGUCCCGGGUUUUGUCAGUCCUUUCUGGCUCGGGGUUUGAAUGGGAUGGAGACUCAUCCAGAUGGGUGAGACUGGGGAAGAUCUGUGGCAGAGCCAGUUGGUAGGGAAGCCUCUGGUAGAAUUGUGCGAGUUCAGUGCUCCCUCUGAUUUAUUAAGCCCUGCAAUGUCCUCUGCAGGAAGUGCGGCCCUCGUCUUUCUGCAGAGGCUGCAGAGAAGCUGAAGAACCGCUACAUCCUCAUGCGCAGCGGAGCCCGCCAGCACGAGAGGGAAAGCGACCGUCGAUCCAGCAUUCCCAUUACGGUCAGGUGAGGUGGCAGCAGGUGUCUGUGAGGGAUGGGGAGGAAUGUAAAGGACGGUGCCUAGGAGGAUGGCCUAGGAGGCCUCUUGUUCUUGGCAGGCUCCCUUGCGUGAGGCCAAGACAGAUGCACUGUUGAGACAAGAUAGUCAGAUCUUUCUCAGGGAAGUUGCGUUGGAUGAUGGAUGUGUAUCCUUCUGCUGGCUGCUUGGAUCGAGUGGGGGCACAGAUGCUGGAUGAAGGUUCUCUUCAGGAAUCUUGCCUGACUGGUUGGGCUUGGCCUGGGCCAUGAAAUGGGACUGUGCGCUGUUAAGAAGGGAGACUUGGCUAUGUGAGGCUUUGUUCUCUGCCUGGCCUAGUUUUUGCUGCACCUCUCCAGACCUCAAGUGUAGAAAGUGUUUCAUGACUGAAUGUUCUUGGCAGAGGAAUGGGAAACCUGUAGCCUUCCCAUACGUUGCUGCAUUAACAGCUCCCAUAGUCUCUUGACCAGUUGCAAUGCAGAUCCUCUACAAUUAAAUAAAUAAAUCCCUGCACAUAGAAAUCUGUAUCUCAAUGGAAAGCAUAGGUUUGGGUCCCUUCUUCAUUGUCAUAUACCUGCUUUAUUUUCCUACAUUGUAUAGAUGUACAUUCUGUGUUGAAGUGCAACAUGUCUAGGCUUAUGGGCAAUUUCUACCUGCUAUUAACAAUUGCAAUUUCUAGCAAGUGUUUCUUCUAUUCUCAGCAUUUGAUUUGAGGUUUUGCCUCCGUACGUUUCCAGUUCCCUUGCUGCGAUAACCUUCAUUUCUUUCCCCUUCGAGAUAUAUACAGUGGUACCUUGGAAGUCAAAUGGAAUCCAUUCCGGAAGUCUGUUUGACUUCAAAAAUGUUUGGAAGCCGCAGAAGUCACAUUGGACGUUCGGGUUCCAAAGAACGUUCGCAAACCGGAACCACUCACUUCUGGGUUUGCGGCAUUCGGGAGCCAAAACGUUCAAUUCGCCAGGUGUUUGGGAUCCAAGGUAUGACUGUAUAUGAUGUUUCAUUUCUGCCAUGCAGGCAGCUGGAGGCCAUUGUGCGGAUUGCAGAGUCCCUCAGCAAGAUGAAGCUGCAGCCUUUUGCCACGGAUGCAGACGUCGAGGAAGCCCUGCGGCUCUUCCAGGUGUCUACGCUCGAUGCUGCCAUGUCGGGCAGCCUCUCAGGUGAGACAACAAAACGGCAGCACACUUGCACAACACCCGUGUCCUCUGGAAGUGUUUGGGUAUACAUAGUCUUGUUGGAAAGAUACGAAAUGUACUCUUUCCAGUGGAAAAGGCAGUCAAUAGCCUGUGCCAUUGACUUACAAGGUGCGUUUAGGCCAGGCCACUUUCCCUUUUGGACGGCGUUCCAGAGGCCACAGGCCAGCAGGGUUUCAGGCAGGGGACAUUCCCAGCCUUAUUCGGAGUUGCUGAGGAUUGAACCUGGUAUGUUUUGCAUGUAGAUGCACUAUACCCCUAAUCCACCCACCCCAUUGUACUGUGUUAAAUACCGUAUUUUUCGCUCUAUAGGACGCACUUUUUCAUCUUCAAAAAUGAAGGGGAAAUGUGUGUGCGUCCUAUGGAGCGAAGACGCCAUAGCCCCGCGACCCUCUCCCGGCUGGAGAGGUGACGCACGGCUAUGGCAGGAGCCUCUGUAGCCGCGCAUCAUCUCUCCAGCCGGGAGAGCACGCACGGGGCUAAAGAAGCACCCCGCAACCCUCUCUCGGCUGGAGAGGUGACGCGCGGCUAUGGCGGGAGCCUCUAUAGCCGCGCAUCAUCUCUCCAGCCGGGAGAGCACGCGCGGGGCUAAAGAAGCACCCCGCAACCCUCUCCCGGCUGGAGAGGUGACACGCGGCUAUGGCAGGAGCCUCUGUAGCUGCGCAUCACCUCUCCAGCUGGGAGAGUGUGCACGGGGCUAAAGAAGCCAUAGCCCCGCGACCCUCUCCCGGCUGGAGAGGUGACGCGCGGCUGUGGCAGGAGCCUCUCCGCUGCGCCUUUCCGCUGCUCCCUGACCUGCUCUUUGGGGCUGGUGGUGGGCUUCGCCCCGCCAGCCCCAAAGAGCAGGUCGAAAGGAACCUGAAGCCUGGAGAGCGAGAGGGGUCAGUGCACACCGACCCCUCUCGCUCUCCAGGCUUCCAAGGUAGCCGCCUGAACGCACCUUAAACGGCACCUUGUUUUAGAGUGGGAAAACAAGGGGGGGAAAUUUCUCCCCCUCUCUGCGCAGCGCCUCCUGCCGCUUCGCUGAAGGGGGGCUGGGCAGAGAGGGGGAGAUUUUUUUUCUUGUUCUCCCCCCUCUAAAACAAAGUGCGUCCUAUUGUCCGGUGCGUCCUAUGGUGCGAAAAAUACGGUAGGUGGUGCAGUGGUGCCCACAUAUUUUUGCAUUUAAGCUUCUGUAAAGAGAACUGCAGGGAUGCGGGUGGCGCUGUGGUCUAAACCGCAGAGCCUAGGGCUUGCUGAUCAGAAGGUUCGGCAGUUCGAAUCCCCACAACGGGGUGAGCUCCUGUUGCUCGGUCCCUGCUCCUGCCAACCUAGCAGUUCGAAAGCACGUCAAAGUGCAAGUAGAUAAAUAGGUACCACUCCGGCGGGAAGUUAAACGGUGUUUCCGUUCGCUGCUCUGGUUCGCCAGAAGCGGCUUAGUCACGCUGGCCACAUGACCCAGAAGCUGUCUGCAGACAAAUGCUGGCUCCCUCGGCCUAUAGAGUGAAAAGAGCAUGCAACCCCAGAGUGGUCCGCGAUUGGACCUAACGGUCAGGGGUACCUUUACCUUAUCUUGUCUCUAGGCGUGGAGGGUUUCACUACCCAGGAGGACCAAGAGAUGCUGUCGCGUAUUGAAAAGCAGCUCAAGCGUCGCUUUGCCAUUGGCUCCCAAGUCUCCGAACACAGCAUCAUCCAGGAUUUCGUGAAGCAAGUGAGUUCAGUGGGUCAGGCAAUUCAUGGGAAGCUUGGGAGAGGCUGGCAGAAUUUGCCACACAUGAGCUGCCAAACACUGAUAAUCCGUCUCUGUCUGUGGUCCUUCAAAGGCAGUAACAUAAUUUUUUUAAGAGGCUUACACAAGCCAAGGGUUGCAGUAUCAUGAGACGCUAUCCACCCCUGGUGUGCACUUCAGAAAUUUGGCUUUGUUGAGGUUACAAGUUGCGCAGGCUGAGCUAGAGCCCUUGUGGACUACUACUUCCAUUGAAGAGAAACAUUUGUACUGCUCUUGAUGGUUUUACAUCACUAUACAACUGUCCUGGUAUUUUAUGAGAGGAUAUUUAUAUUCUAUAAAUAGAAAUAAAUACACACACCUGAUCUCCUUACCCACAUUUGUUGAAGAGCAACAGACUGGGGGAUAUUUAUUUUUAAAACAAACACUUCUAGCUGCUUUCACGGUAUCUUCAUGAUGCUGAAAGAUCUGAAGUACCUGUUUUCUGAAACAAUAACACUUCACACUCAAGGAUUUUCUACCUGACCUACCCACCUGCUUGAGGUUUACUAUAACCAAGCCUAGAAUUGACUCCCUUUUUUUCGUUAACACAAGACAUUUAACACACUUGACAUAGUUGAGGGCUCUUCACUCGCUCCUGUUACACUCGUACCCUGCUUGUGAGAUUGCCAGAGGAAUCUGAUUGGCCGCUAAGAGAACAAGACGUUGAAUUAAAUCAGCCUGAUCCAAAAGCUUUUCUUAAGUUCUCACCUUGCUUCCGACGCUGCAAGUCAUCUCUGAAGCAGGUUAAGAGGGGUCUGUUCACUUUAUCUCCAUGGGAACAAGCCAACAUUUCUGCUUUUGGAAGCCAGAGUUCCCGUAUUCCCUAAACAGAUUGCAAAUGCCAUGUAUCAUUGCCCAGUAAGGAAAGGUUCUGGAAAAGCUGCUAUGGCACCCAUGGAGGCCAUAGGGCAGCUUUUUCAUGAGCUGUUCACCCACAGCAAGCCCUGGGGUGAGGUUGAACAGCUGGCCACACUCGCCAUUUUGAUUUGGCUCUGAGCAUGCCAUCUUCGGCAGGCUGUUGGGGAUAAUGCUCUGAAGGACAGACAAGGGAUGCAAUUCUGCAGCUGAAGUAAAGAAGGGGUAGCCCUGUAAGCUGCCUGCAUACGAGACCAACUAGGAAGCGCCUGAAGGGGCUCUGUGCUCUUUUGAAGGAAGGAAGAGGGGGAAUAAGGUGUGACUGUUGCCACACGAGGAUGUGGCUUCUGUGUGCAAGAGGGCUGUAGAGCUAUCGCUGGAGCCCUGCUUCUCGUCAUUGAGGAUGCAGCCCUGCACAUCUACCACUGCCCCAUCCAGCUCUGAUCCUUCUCUGAUCUCUCAAGUUACUUGAGCUGGAUGGACCACACUGGGAAUGACCAUAGACCCAUAAUACAUAAAUAGCGCAGAGUGGAAAUGAAAAGAAGAAGAAGCAUUUGACCUUCUCUGCCUCACCCACCCCACUUUUCCCUUCAAACCCUUCAAACUGUGUUCUUGUUGCAUCUCAGAAGCAAAGCUCUGCUAGAGCAGACACUCAUCUAGAAACCCUGCAUGAUAAAUUUACCCAGGAGCUGGCUUCUUAACUCACCCAACAUCCCCACCUCCAACCCAGUUCAGCAAUUGUUUUUCAGCUUGGGUCCAGUCUACCUGCGAGAUCUCCUCAUUCCAUAUAUGUCCACCUGUACACUUUGACCUAUGGAACUGGUGCUGUCACAGGUUCCACUCUCGCCACAUUUGUAAGUACAGUGGGACCUUCGUUCUCAAACUUAAUCCAUUCCGGGAGUCCGUUCGACUCCCAGAGCGGUUCAAAAACCAAGGCACGGCUUCCGAUUGGCUAUAGGAGCUCCCUGCACUCAAAAGGAAGCCGCAUCGGAUGUUCAGCUUCUGAAAAACAUUUGCAAACUGGAACACUUACUCUUGGGUUUGCAGCAUUCGGGAGCCGAUUAGUUUGGGAGCCAAGCCGUUCAAGUACCAAGGUACCACUGUAACUGAUAUUUUAGUGUGGCAGCACUUACACUUUGUAACUCCCUGCCUGCUGACAUCAGACAGGUGCCUUCACUGUGUGCUUUUUGGCGCCCACUAUAGGUAAGCGUAUGCAGACAAGUAGAAUAUUGACAAGUGGUUUUUAAAAAAAUAAAAAUCCUACAAUUGAUUUUAAAUAGUUCUUUUUAAAAUUUAUUUAUAAUUUCAUUGUUUUCUCCUUUGCGUAAACUAUUUUGAAGGUGGUGAGUGUUUUAAAGAAACAACCGUGCGGCAUAUUCAUUUUGUAAAAAAAAUUAACAGUGGGCCUCACAGACUCUCUUCCUGUUCUCUCGCCUCCUUCCCAGAAAUACCCUGAGCAUGCCAUCUACAAAGUGCUGCAGCUCAUGAUGCGCCGUGGCGAGAUCCAGCAUCGCAUGCAGCGCAAGGUCCUCUACCGCAUCAAGUAGAACGCCACUUCCUUCCGUGAGCUUCAGGAGCGGAUUGGCUCUCCCCACACUUGGCACAAAAGUUCUGUGAGUCCCCUCAGGCUGUUUGCUUCCUGUCCCUACCACAAAGGUCCUUCAGAGACUGGCCCAUCUAUGUCUUGCGGAUGGAAACUCUUCGUGGCACAAAGGCUGAUAAGAAGAGCUGCUGCUGCUGCUGCUGCUGUUGUUAUUUUGUUCCAGCUUUCCCAUUAAAGUGUCGCCUUGAUGUUUUGCUAGAACAUCAAAAGCUUUUUAGCUGCAUUAAAACUUAAUAAAUGAAAUAUAGUCAU
This is a messenger RNA of Podarcis lilfordi (Lilford's wall lizard), 19320 nucleotides long. NCBI's taxonomy places the organism in Eukaryota, Metazoa, Chordata, Lepidosauria, Squamata, Lacertidae. The record is from the annotation of a GenBank genome assembly.